AUGCCAUCCUUGUAUAAUUCGAUCCGGAAACUCUUGUCUCUCAAGUCCAAGAAGAUCGAUGGAAUAAUGCAGGCCCACAGAACCGCCCAAGACUCGCUUCAUGCUCAUGUUACGCUUGAGAACUGGGUCACCCAGCAUGGAGGCCGGCUACACAAUGAUGUCCAGUUCUCGCAUGAUGAGAAUCUCGGGGUACAUCUCCAGGCCAAACCAGGAGCAGUGUCCGGCAAGGUGUCGCCUGGGACGUGUGUCAUGAAAAUCCCCAUCGAAUUGACAAUGUCCUUCUUUAAUGCGAUCGACUAUAAACCAGAAGGAAGUAAUUCUUCUUUUUCCUCUCAUGGAGUUGUAUUGCCAAAACAUCUUAUUGAAAGAAUUGGUCCGGAAGAAACGACUGCCUUUUUCCUGAUGGGCCAGUACUUGAGAGGGAAAGAAGGCUUUUGGUAUCCCUAUAUACAGUCUCUGCCGGGGCCAGAAGAUUUGACGACGCCUUUGUACUUUGAGGAUGGGGAUCUGGCAUGGUUGAAUAUGACAAGCCUUGCUGUUUCACGAGAGGGGCGACUGCAAAUUUGGAAAGCAAACUAUGAAAGAGGAUAUUCGAUUUUAAAGGAAUCCCAGUUUGAAGAAGCACAUCUUUAUUCUUGGGACUUGUACCUAUGGGCUUCAACCAUUAUUUCUUCACGGGCAUUCACUGCCAAAGUCCUGGCAAGCGUGAUUCCAGAACUGGAGACCUUGGAUGACAAAGUUUCUGUCCUUCUUCCCCUGAUUGAUGCGACUAACCACAGGCCGCUCUCAAAAGUGGAAUGGCAAGCCGGUACCGACAGUAUCGGACUCGCUGUCAUGGCUGAUGUCCACGCUGGUGAUGAAGUAGGAAAUAAUUAUGGCCCAAGAAACAACGAGCAGUUGAUGAUGAAUUAUGGCUUCUGUAUACCCAACAACCCAUGCGAAUACCGCGUUGUCAGCCUUCGCGCACCUCCAGGUAGUCCGCUUGCUCAGAUCAAGGCUCAGUUCGAACAGCAUUUCCCCAGACCUUCCAAAAAGAAUUCGAAAAGCGACCAGGAAGACAAGUACUAUGUCUUCUCCUUACCCUACCCACUCAUCGGCACGUCUCAACCCCUGGAAUUUUCUGUUUUCUCUCCUGAUCUACUACAUGCGCUAUCGGUCAUAUCGGCGAAUGACCGUGAAUUAGAGACGGUUACGAUUGACGAAGAAGGCUUCCGGGUUCCUUGGGAGCAAUACGGAAAUUCCAGGAAUUUAGUUGCGGCCCUGAAUCAAAUUGUUAUUGAGCUACUAUCCUAUAUCCAGAGACUCGAGAUCAGCGGACGUCAACUUGGAGAGCCCCAGAACCUAAAACAGGUUUAUGCGAAGCAAUUUCGAGAGAGUCACAUCAGUCUCUCACGAACAGCCAUAUUCAUCGCCAACUGGACAAUCACGCGCUCACAAGGCGCUUCAAAAGGCGAUCGAGAGGAGCUUCUCAAUGAAUUAUUAUCUCGCAUUCCACAGCAUAUCUUCAAUAGCGAAACUACGGAACAAGUUAAGAAGAGAAUUCUCACUAGAAAAAGUCUCCUUUCAGACAACCAGUGUGGGGAACUUUUCCGCUUUGAAGAAUUAUUCCACCUCUUGUCUACAAGUAUGCAGGGACCUAGCCGUCAAUGUCUAGAAGAAGUUGUCACUCGUGCCCAACGCGCCAUUCUCAUCGAUAAUGGUGAUGAGGUUGGAUCAGGGGACGCAGAGAAUGGACCGCACGCGCUAUUCGCUUAUGCGGCAGUGAUCUGUCUAUUCGUUGCCGUCAAACAACAUAAUCCAUCACAGCUCACCUCUCGUCUCAGGUCAUGGUGCGAUUUUCUUCUUGCUAAAUACCCGGCUCCGCCAAAUGAUGUGGCAUGGACACUUCCGGACGAGAACGACGAAGCCGUGUUAUCCGCUUAUGAUUCGUUAAUCAACGACCACCUCCCUGAUGAAGUCCUGUCUGCUGUUACGGGCUUCGUAGGCACACAAACUCCCGCCCAGGGGAAGAGAGACGCCAGCGAGUGGUGGCUUUCACCGAACUGGCUACGCUGGGCUUGGUUGGUUCUGGAACAAGAACUGGUCAUGAAUGCCAUUGAUGAUCCGCUGGAGUACAUGAUAAACGGGGCGAACGGGGGGAUGAAGACGAAAAACUUUCUGUAUGUACCGCAGGUGUAG
Talaromyces atroroseus is the source of this 2178-nucleotide messenger RNA. RefSeq lists its product as hypothetical. Gene Ontology annotation, molecular function: protein-lysine N-methyltransferase activity. The record is from RefSeq and is a predicted model, not a curated record. The coding region runs from base 1 to 2178 and encodes 725 amino acids. The transcript has 4 exons. Lineage: Eukaryota; Fungi; Ascomycota; Eurotiomycetes; Eurotiales; Trichocomaceae. Gene Ontology annotation, biological process: peptidyl-lysine monomethylation.